This is a messenger RNA of Pyricularia grisea, 270 nucleotides long. RefSeq lists its product as uncharacterized. Bases 1 to 270 code for a protein of 89 amino acids. Lineage: Eukaryota; Fungi; Ascomycota; Sordariomycetes; Magnaporthales; Pyriculariaceae. The transcript is spliced from 2 exons. The record is from RefSeq and is a predicted model, not a curated record.
AUGGUCCUGAGGCCACGAGAAGAUGAUUUUGGCAGAGAGGUUCUGCCCCUAGGCGCGUCGCCGUCUGGGAAACCCGCCCAUAUUGGCCAGGACUGGCAACUGAAUAAGCAGUCUAGAGAUCGUGGUCUCGACCUGAACCUAGCGCUCGCGCUAUUCCCCAUGCAGCCGACAGUUGUGGAACGACUGGCGCGAUGGUGCGAAGGGUUGGACAGCGAUGGCAGAGGAGGAUGCGGGUACGGGUUGCUCCUGGCGCCUCGUGGUUCCAGCUAA